AUGGUUCUGAAAAUCCGUCUCGCGCGCUUCGGCAAGCGCCAUGCGCCCUUCUACAACAUCGUCGUCGCCCAUGCCCGAACCGCACGCGGCAGCAAACCUCUCGAAGUCCUCGGCACAUACGAUCCCAUCCCGAAAACCCCUACCGACGGCAACGAGACGGCCAAGAAGUUCAAGGACAUCAAGCUCGAUAUCCACCGCGCAAAGUACUGGUUGGGUGUUGGCGCUCAACCGAGUGAACCCGCUUGGAGGUUGCUCAGCAUGGUCAGUUCUGUUCCACCAGCAGACGAUGAGAAUACGGAAGAGAAGAAGAUACGAGCGAUGAGAAUACGGAAGAGAAGAAGAUACGAGCACAGAGUCGCGAGGACUCUCGAAGAGACAAUCAAAAAGGGAAACGAUCCUGGAAAGAGCAUCUGCUAA
Aureobasidium namibiae CBS 147.97 is the source of this 417-nucleotide messenger RNA. RefSeq names its product ribosomal protein S16. NCBI's taxonomy places the organism in Eukaryota, Fungi, Ascomycota, Dothideomycetes, Dothideales, Saccotheciaceae. The record is from RefSeq and is a predicted model, not a curated record. Gene Ontology annotation, cellular component: mitochondrial small ribosomal subunit; ribosome. Bases 1 to 417 code for a protein of 138 amino acids. Gene Ontology annotation, biological process: mitochondrial translation. The transcript has 2 exons. Gene Ontology annotation, molecular function: structural constituent of ribosome.